GCAACGUUUUAGUCAAAAUGUUCCGCCUGGUUCGUUUCCUGUCCCUGUCUCUCUCCUGUGGGCUCGUCUUGAGCGCGGCGCCGACAUUCGAAGGCAACGGGAGGGUCAACUGCGGCGGUGUGUACACGGAGAACAAGGGAACCUUCCCGUCUCCGGGCUGGCCUCAUCGGUACCCAAACCGACGUUAUUGUGUGUACGAGAUCAGGGCGAUGCCCGGGAGGAAGAUCAACCUGCAGUUCCCCACCUUCCACUUAAAGCCGAGGUCGAGACGUUCUUGUUUAGACUGGCUCAAGCUUUACGACGGAGAUGACCUGAUCGGCGGCCCGUUCUGUGGACAGGAAAUCGCCCCUGACCGCGUGUUCACGUCAAAGACCAGCAAAAUAACGGUGGUCUUCAUGAGUCAUCCGGCACUGAGACCACGGCGCUAUCCUGGGUUUAAUGCCACCUACCUCCUGGGUUUAAUGCCCCCUAAAAUUAAUAAUAACCCCCAGUUAACGUGCGCCCGCCGCCUCACCAGAAAGUCAUGGCGUCGGAGCAUUGUGGACGGGAACAAGGCGGCACCAGGAAGCUAUCCCUGGAAAGUCUCUCUCCGUAUAGAUGAUGUAAACAAUCACGUCUGUAGCGGGGCUUUGUUGGACGAGCAAUGGGUUGUCACUGCCGCGCACUGUGUUGACAUUGACAUGGGCAACUGGAUUGGGCAAAACAUUAUUUGGGUGGAAGUUGGCGAACACGAUAGGAACGAAAGCCCGAGGACCGUCGACGUUAGGAAUAUCUUUGUACAUCCCCAAUACGACGACGAAACGUAUGACUACGACAUCGCCCUUCUGAAGCUAGAGCAUCCUACUGUAUUUCUCUAUAGGGACCUCAUACCGAUCUGCCUCCCCUGUAGCAUUACACCGGAAGAUGGUAACAUGCCGGUAGUUGAUCACAAAUAUUGCUUAAAAGCGUACGGUAAUAAAUUCAACCCGAGUACCCAGAUCUGCGCAGGUUAUAAAGACAGCGAGGUGGUCUCAUGUCAGGAAAAAAGUGACGGCCCAUUGGUGUACUUCCACCAUGGUGUACCUUAUCUUGUCGGGAUUGUCAGCUUUGGUGCCGAAUGUGCCCGUCCGUACUACCCGGGGGUUUACGCCAACGUGUACUAUUUCAUUGACUGGAUCGAGUCAGUAACGGGCAUUGACUUUUGUACAAAUAAUUAAUGUGUGUAAAAUUUUAUAUACUGUAUUGCACUAGAUAGAUUUGCCUGUGGGUGAAACUAUUAUUUUGCACUAUGUUUCAUUGUAUAGUUUUGUGUAUGUGUAGACAUAAAUAGUAUUCUUUGAUCUCUGUGUAGGAAUAUGUUAAAGCACUGUAAUUCAUACAAAUGUAAUUUAGGUCUGCGGUACAUAAUAUAG
Molecule: messenger RNA, 1391 nt
Organism: Branchiostoma floridae (Florida lancelet)
Lineage: Eukaryota; Metazoa; Chordata; Leptocardii; Amphioxiformes; Branchiostomatidae
Product: serine protease 30-like
Exons: 1
Coding region: 18-1196 (392 amino acids)
Biological process (GO): proteolysis
Molecular function (GO): serine-type endopeptidase activity
Source: RefSeq, a predicted model, not a curated record